AUGUCUCGUCUUGCUACUCGUGCAACAAACCUUGAUAAGCAUCCUGGUCAGCCUGAUAUAAAGGCAAAAAGAUGCACCCAGGCAGAGAUGAAGGCGGUAAGAAUUGCGGAGGAGAAGGCCAAGGAGGAGAUGCAGCAGGUGCAGGUCAAGAAGUUGAAGAGGAUCGCUAAUCUUGAGGACAGGAUGGCCGAUGACACUGCUAAAAUUGAGGCCAAACAUGUCACGCAAUCAUCUCAGCAGCCUGCGAAACGUUCUCGGGCUUCAGACCCUCAAGCUCUCCAACACACCUAUGCUUCUCUUGAUGUAAUGGAGGACGAUCACGAUAAUGCAGGUGAUCCACUUCAGGAGGUGCAGACGAUGGAAAGAGCUGGACAUGGAGCUGUAGGAGAUGCAUCUGAUGCUGAAGCCUCUGAACUCACAGAUAUCGAGACAGAGAAUGAGCACCCGAAGAAGAAAGCGAAGAAGCAGACCACCAGGAAAGCAAUAGAUGCAGCUCGCAAACAGAAUCUGAAGGAGACCAAGAAGAUAAUGAAGGAGCCUGUCAUCAUUGAGUCGUCCGAGGAUGAGGGCACCGUCAAGAAAGAAGACGCCCAACUGCAUGCUGGGAACUGCAAGGAAGCCAAAGCGCCGGUGCAAUCGAAAGAUAAGAAGAGUGUCAGCGGCCUCUCUGCCAGUGGAACGAUCAAGAACUGGGCGGUGAAUGUAAUCACUUGGAAUCUUUCCUCUAAGGCUGCCGAUAGCCAUCCACCAUCCAUCUCCGGCACUUCUCAGUCUCGUACUGCCACAUUCAAAAUGGCCAGGACCGAGGCAUCUACUUCCACCAAGGUGUCUGGGACUGUCAAAAAGUUAGCAGCUAAGACCGAUGAGAUCAAUCUCAUUGCGAUUGAAUCCGGUGAAGGGAAGAGUACGCUUGACCAGCAAUAUGCAGAGUUCGAACUCAAUAAUAAGCUGGACGAUGGCACACUUGUUAAAUCCAAGAAGCCGAAGUCUACCAAUGCUACCAAUGCUGAUUUACCACCUGGCACGCUGAAGCUCUGGUGGCAGGUGUUUGUUUCGACUCUGGAGUGCUACGUGGGUACUAUGCGGGAUCCCUGGUCGAUCAGUGAUGAAAAGGCUGUGGCGGUGUUACAAUGUGUUUGGGACGCAGUUUUUACCAAAGCAAAGAUUGAGCACAAGGUUACUCGCGAAGAUUUCGUCUGCAAACUGGCCAAUCAGAGGCUCUGUGAAUGGUGUAACAGCUUUGGUUCGACAGUGCUUGUGGUCCUUGAGGAUCUAUUUGGCUCCGAUGAGGAUUUUGAGAUGACCGAACAGCAUGCAAACUUUGCGAAGGUGCUUCUUCAUAAACAGCGAUUUGUAUGGAAUGAUGCUGAUGGUCCAAAUGAAUCUUCAUUCAGAGGUCUCUUCGGCUCACCGCUGGUCUUGCGAACGCUCGCGUACUAUUACAAGUCGACUGAAGGCACGAUCAACAUCCCUGCUCUGUACGCUAUCGAGAUGGGGGAAUCAAACAAGCCCUAUGGUGCAAUCAGGUUAGCUGCCGCUUCAGUGUGUAUGAUCCGCUUCUUUAUGGUCCACUGCAUGAUACCUACUGAACUCAUCUUUACUUGGUUUCACCGCUUUUCUGGCUUCUGUUAA
This is a messenger RNA of Sparassis crispa, 1632 nucleotides long. RefSeq lists its product as hypothetical. The record is from RefSeq and is a predicted model, not a curated record. The transcript is spliced from 6 exons. The coding region runs from base 1 to 1632 and encodes 543 amino acids. NCBI's taxonomy places the organism in Eukaryota, Fungi, Basidiomycota, Agaricomycetes, Polyporales, Sparassidaceae.